Mucor velutinosus is the source of this 657-nucleotide messenger RNA. RefSeq lists its product as uncharacterized. The coding region runs from base 1 to 657 and encodes 218 amino acids. The transcript has 2 exons. The record is from RefSeq and is a predicted model, not a curated record. Lineage: Eukaryota; Fungi; Mucoromycota; Mucoromycetes; Mucorales; Mucoraceae.
AUGCAGAUCAUAGUGGAUGUAUUCCACAAAGAGAACUACGAGGCUGAAGUCAAUGAUACUGUCCAAGAUCUCCCUCUCAACACUCAGCACAGAGACUUUUUCGAAUCUCUUUGUGCCCGCUUGCAUGAGGACGGACGUCCUGUUGAAUACGACAGGAAUACUUUUUGGGUGGAGCCAGUUAAUCCCUAUUUUGCACUGCUGAAGAAGAUACCGGCGAAAGAGGAACCCAGUAAACGCCUAUAUCAACCUCGAGUAUUUCUGUGGCUACCUCAUCACUUGCUUCCACACAGGUCCAAGUCUUUAGAAUGCCCCAAGUGUAAAUCUCCAUUGAAAAGCAAAGGUUUCAACAAGGGUUCGCAUGCUAGAAGAAUCGUUGAUCUUGCAAGUUGUUGUUUCUAUCUGUUGUCAUGCAGAUACGAAUGUACAGUGACUGGAUGCAAAAAGCCUGGAUUUGAAGACUCAUGGCAAUCUCACGACCCCAUCAUUAUGCGACAAUUGCCACAGGAGCUUCAGAUGGAAUUCCCUGCCGUUUUGACUAGCAAAGAAGGUGUUUCCAAAACUGUCGCAAAUCUCCUUCGUCCGUGCAUGCAAAGCUCAAUGGGUACUCAGAGAUUCCAAAAGUUACUCCGAGAAUUGCAUGUUCUUCGUCAUGAUUAG